Molecule: messenger RNA, 2197 nt
Organism: Drosophila ficusphila
Lineage: Eukaryota; Metazoa; Arthropoda; Insecta; Diptera; Drosophilidae
Exons: 1
Coding region: 202-2106 (634 amino acids)
Cellular component (GO): cytoplasm
Molecular function (GO): ubiquitin-protein transferase inhibitor activity
Source: RefSeq, a predicted model, not a curated record
UUACGAAAGAGAGCCUGCAACCCGAAAAACAGCUGGUCGAUCGAGUAGUGCGUGCGUGCGAAAGAGAAGAAGUGAACUUGUGUGAGUGAGAAGGAAGUGUAAAAUGCUGACUGCUAAAUGCCGGCGGCCUUAAAAUUGUAAAACAAAAUUUUAGUUCACGGUCAUAAUAUCGUCAAAAGAAAACCAAAAACAUCCAAUAAAAUGGAACAUGAGAUGGAUGUGGAUGUAGCCGAUGCCGUGGCGGCGUCGAACUUGCUGCAGCUCAUCAAACAGCUUCUGCUGGAAAAAGCUUACGACGGCGUGCGAAUGUUGUUCCAAAGUUCCCAGGAAGCGGAAAGGACCACCCGUCUAAUGCCCCACAUCGCCAUGGAUCUCUACCACGACGUGUGCUCCGGAAAUCUUACCGACGAGGUCAACUCCCUGGAGCCGGAGCUUUUCGACUGCUCCGACGAGCUGCUCAAGCUGGUUGCAAAGUUUGCUCCUCUGCAGGAGCUCAUGUUGGAACUGAUGGAGCGACUGGAGGAGAGCAGCAGCCUCAAUGUGUUUGGAGCCCUCUUAAGAGCACUCCAAGUGGUCCUGCAGCGACAGGGUCGCGAAAAGCCGCAAGCAGUGGAAUGGAGCCUCCAGAGCGUCUUCACCCGGCUAAGGGAGUUACCCCUGCCCAAGUACCUCUCCGAGGGCUACGAUGAAGCUCAAGCGCGUCUAAUAGAGCAGAACGAGCAGGUGGAGGACCUGUUGGCCCACUACAUCACCGUGGGAAUCUUUCGUCAGCCGCUCUUAAGCGAAAUGCUACAGCAGGACGUUAGGAGCUCCAGUGAAACCUUCAAAGAUUGCGCUCUUAACCGGCGCAACAUACUAACGUGUUUCUUUAUUCAACUCAUGGGUCGUCCGCUCGCCCUGCUGGAGAUGAGCCAUGUCAAGGAGGACCUCACACGCACCUAUGUGCAGCAGGUGACGGAGAGCCUAAGCCAGGAUGCUAGCAAGUGCUUGGGGGAUCCCUUCUACCUGCUCAACCUCGUGGAACAGCGCGCCAGGUGGCAGCGCAAGCUGGAUGCCCAGAAGGGCGUGUACGAGAUGAGCUGCCGGAAUGUCUUUCUCAUCGAGGAGAAGCUGCCGCUGCACGCUGUGGCCAUGUACUACCACUCGCUCUUUGUGGGCAACCAACUGCCCACCAACGUGCCCAAGGUAUAUGCCCCUCUGUUCCUAUUUGAGUCGAUUGUCUACCUGUCGGAAGUGCUGCUUAAACAGCAGGAACCUCCACUACAGUAUUGCGGCCUCCGAUUAGUGGAGCACCUCUUGAGCACCCUGGCGGAUCCAGUGCCCACCAGUUCCCUGCAGCUAGAUGUCCACAAGCGCUUCUGCGAGGCCCUUUGCAAGAUUGUGGGCUACUCACCGCAGGUUGCUCUUCGGCAGCUGGGACUCCAUGUGCUGCGACAGUAUAUACUGGCGUUCGAUGACCAAGGAAAGUACAUCAUCCUCAAGAACCUGCUGGAGACGCUGCAGCACGACGGACUGAUGGGGUACCUGGGAGGGAUGUACAAGGAUCUGGUGGAUGAGGCCCUGAAGGAACCUGAUCCUUUGCCUGAAGCGUACAGUGGCAAGCAAUUUCGUGAGUUGCUACUGCUAUGCGUCUGUGUGCUGCCCCAUGACGUUAAAUCCGACCUUCUCCUGCACGCUGAUCGCCUGUGUCACGCCCUGAAUAUCCUGCGAUACUUUGCUGUGCGGGACAAAACGGAUCUCACUGGAUUCUGGCAGGCUUUGCCGGAGAUUGUGACAAGACUGCUGGAUCCCCUGGGAAAAGCGUUGAACUUCUCGAUGGCCCACUACAAGGCGUACAAGGAUCGGGUGGAAAAAGGCCAGAGUGCCUCGGACGAUGAGCUUAUGCAACGCCAGCUCAACAUGCUGGCCGUAAACAUAACCAACAGCGGGAUGGCUGGCGGCGAGGGAGACAGUCGUCUGCCGGAUAUUGGACGCCAGGAGAAGCUCGAAGUGCUGGCCAGUUCGAUCACCAGCCUGGAAACACUGCAAUCUUUAUACUUGCGGGCCAGCGAGAUCCUCGAGCAGUCCUCCCGCCAGCGUCGAAACGCCAAUCCAUCGGAAGCUUAGAUCAUAUUUUCGGUCCACAAUGAAAGCGAAAUGAUAACGUAAACUUUGUGUGUAAACAAAACUAAAAAAGAAAACGAAACUGAAACUGAAA